UGACAGUUUCUCCUGGUCGUCCGAUAAGACGAGAUCUUCACCUUUUGAAUUUGCGCGUAACUUCUUCGGCGUUUCGGAAAAUGUGAAACUAAAAUGAAGAUUAACGAUUUCUUUCUAUCCUACGACGACGAGAUGCCAUCUUAAAUUGAAUAGUGCAAUACCAUACAACCUGGGUCGUAUCGUACGCGUGAGUGGGCUAUUCGCGUUAUCGCGCGGGUGGUAGCUGGACGGACAAGGCACCCGAUAACAGCGUUGGAUUGAAAUUUCCGAUCAAGGAAAAAAAAUCGUGUCGAAAAUAAUCACAUUUUAUCGCGCGAAAAUACGUAGAUUGAUUACGACCGGCGACGUGUCGGUGUUUCGGCUAGUCCGCGCAAAGGUGCUAAGGUGUGCGCGGGGGGCUUCCCGCUGCUGCUGCUGGAGGCCGUAUUUCGGAGUGUCCCAUCGAGCUCAUUUGAGUCAGUCACUGCUGAACGAACAAUGAGAAAGCGCGCGUUCGUGAGGUGUUUGAACCAAUAUUGCUGUUUGGCAUAGUGCUCUCUGGAGGUGAAUCGAUCCAUCGACUGGCAGCGAAGACGGAAAUCGGAAGAAAGUGUGUGCGCGCGCGAUCACGAUCAAGCGAUCGAUCGUUGGUUGUUAUCGGUGUCACAUAGCGGAGUGACGUACGCAGUAGUGUGGUGUGCUGAAGGGUGAUCGCUACCGAUCGGUCGGUGCAGUUUCCCGGUUUUGGGACGGAAUGGUGUUCAAUUGCACCAUGUGCGGAAUGGGCCCGCGAUCAACCAUACUGCUCGUCGGAAUUCUGUCGCUGGCCUUUUCCGCGGCAUAUGUAUUCUUCAGCAUAUCGGGGGUCUUGGCGCACAACUGCCACCUCAACAUGACGACAUCUCCCGAAGAGUAUGGCAUCUACCUGUACUACCUGCGUUAUUCAGGAUGCGGUCCCGUCAACCUAACCUAUUUGGGAAUCCGGGAUGUGCCAGCUGAAUUCGAGAUUAUCGUCCCGGACGUGUCCGCAGCAGCCGAAAGAACCUACAUAUUCUGCAUUAUCGGAUUGAUAUUGUUUGGAGUGUGGUUUAUUACGUCAUUUUUAUCGUUGAUUUCAAUAUGCACCUCCUGCAUUGGACGGUGCUGUAUUGCGAUUGGGAUAUACCCGUACGUCAUCACGUUGUUUCUGGUACUGAUCUACAGUGCUGUGGCCUUCGUAUUCUACUUAAUCGAUUUCAUACAAAGUUUCGAACUGGACUUUGUGCUUGACCUUCUAGAGAUUCAAAAUAGGCACGAAGUUGAACCUUUCCUGGACCGAUUGGAUGAAAUCCUGUUGGUGGUGCCUCCUCUGCUGAUGUGGAUUGUAGCUGGAAUGGGAGUUCUGUUUUGGUUCAUGUUCCUAACGUUUGCCUUUGUCAUGCUUGGCGUUGCAAGCCGUUUGUGGGCAGAGAAUAAGCCGGCUCCUUCCUAUGACCGUGCAGUUCAACAAAGUCGAACCGUUGUGCCGGCGACAGCUCCUGUAGAAAUGACAGAGAACACUAGAGUUGUGCAUCCAGCUCCAACAGUGGUAGCAGCUCGCUACAAUGAUCCAGCACGACAGCCUAAUGAACCACUUCCCUACCAUCAACUGCCCCCUUCGAUGGUGGACGUACGAAGAACUAUCGAACCGCUGAAGAGCGGCCACGAACCCACACAGAACCUCCAGGUUUCCCAUGUCCCACUGCACAACAACCACCACAACCAUCCCCAUGAACAACCGGGCCCUCUACGACCCAGCUCCGUCGUCAACCCUUACACUGACAAACGGUUUUCCUACAUGCCUGGGAAUCCACAACCGUUCUCGUACCUCGCGGGUCCUCCACCCCAUUCCAGCCCCAGGAGCUCGGUGAACAUUCCGGAGGUCCGCAGCCAACUGCCAUGGAGCUACUUCCCACCGGUGGAAGAAGCCGGAACGCCAAAACGGGUCACCUCCACUUUGACCGAGCACAAGGAGUUUCCCGGACAAGAGAUUAGCGCCCCCAUUUCGAAACCAGGUGCCAUAGACGAUCGGUCAAGUGACGAAGGAAAAUGGAGUGGUCCCGAGUAUCGAUAUUGAACCCCCUCUCGCACCUAAUCGACCGAAGCCAAAGAUGCCAUCAAGCGCGAUGCCAAACGAACGAUCAGUCAUUCUAUACCUUAGCCCGUACGAGUCUACUUAGUAAAUCGUCACUUAGUGCCUCUUCGAGCGCUGUUGAGCAGCGUGAAAAGUAAUUAGCUUGUAAGCCACUCGUGUUUAAGCGAACGAAUCGUUUCUAAUAAACGUUGUUGAAGAGAA
Molecule: messenger RNA, 2293 nt
Organism: Aedes albopictus (Asian tiger mosquito)
Lineage: Eukaryota; Metazoa; Arthropoda; Insecta; Diptera; Culicidae
Exons: 6
Coding region: 734-2074 (446 amino acids)
Source: RefSeq, a predicted model, not a curated record